AUGGCACAAGAACCGAAUCAGAAUUCAACAUUUGAUGAAAUCGAUAAAUUACUUGCUGAUAACGAAUUUUGUCAAGCAGUACAAGCCUGGCAAGAUAAUACAGAAGACGUUACCGUUCAUUCACCAACACUAAACAUAUCGGAUGCUUUAAAUACCACUUUCGUCGAUGAGACCAAUGUCAAUGAACAUGAACAAAUUAAUUUAUCUCAACAACAAAGUGAAGAUUUUUUUUUAAGAAAAAUUUAA
Messenger RNA from Rotaria sp. Silwood2, 246 nucleotides. The record is from the annotation of a GenBank genome assembly. NCBI's taxonomy places the organism in Eukaryota, Metazoa, Rotifera, Eurotatoria, Philodinida, Philodinidae.